AUGUCAUCAAAUGCAAAUAGUUCUGAACGUGAACGUAGCAGCAGUAACAGCACUAUCAGUACAGUCACCGCCGUAACAUCGGCAGCAUUAAUUCGAGGUUCCAGUUCGUCAACUGGUACAAUUACUUCGACAGCAGUUAUCCGAAAUGGACAGUCUACGUUCCAAGAAUCUGCUCAAUCUUCCUGUUCGACUGGAUUGAAUACAGUUGGUGAAGUAUACAGUUCACAACGUACCAGUACUCCAAACGGUUUUACGUCAACAAAUUCUCCAAAGAAAAGUCGAAAUUCUGUUUCUAGGCCGCCUCGUUCUGAAACUGAAGAUUCUGUUAACAAGUAG
Messenger RNA from Enterobius vermicularis (human pinworm), 336 nucleotides. NCBI's taxonomy places the organism in Eukaryota, Metazoa, Nematoda, Chromadorea, Rhabditida, Oxyuridae. The record is from the annotation of a GenBank genome assembly.